AUGCGGGUCGGGGGCUCGCGUACCCCAGGGGGGUGGUCAGAGGGCCUGAGCCUCCGCGAGAGGCCCCAGUGGGCGUGGAAGUGCCGCUUGGGCCAGAGACCGGGCCGAGAAAUGGGAAGUUCCGUCCAAGCACAAUUCGAUUAAGCCCCUGAUGGUGAGAUGAUAACAGUUGGGGCGUGGACGUAGCGCUUUGUAGCUUGCAAAGCGCUUUACGUGCAGCGUCUCGUGGUUAGCCUCCCUGCGAACUAGAGUUAUCCAUUGAUUAAGGAGCCUUAGAAAAUGGCAGAAGCAGUCUUCCAUGCCCCAAAAAGGAAAAGAAGAGUUUAUGAGACUUAUGAAUCACCAUUCCCCAUCCCUUUCUGUGAGGAGGUUACACUUCAAAGAGAUUUCAAUGUAUACCGUGCUGAAAUUAUCAACAAUAAUGUAAUUGUAAGGAAUGCAGAGGCUAUUAAACAGUUGUAUGGUAAAGGUUAUUUUGGAAAAGGCAUUCUCUCAAGAAGUCGACCAGACUUUAGUAUUUCAGAUCCUGCCCUGGUUGCUAAAUGGAAAGAUGCUAAGCUGGGCAUGCCUAUACUUACAUCAGAGAGGUACCAGCAUGGUGUAACAUGGGCUGCAAAUCUUAUGCAAAGAGAAGGGCAGGAGGAAAGUUCAGUUCACAGAAUUCUUGAGGAUUUUACAAAACCACUUGAAUUCCCUUUUGUGAAAAGAAAUGAAGAUCAGCACAAUGAUGAACUUAGCCAUAUGUUGCAUCCAGAAAUAGAAAAUGGAGAACAUAAAGCAAAACUUCUAGUCACAAAUGGAGAGUCUGUCAAACCGGAUGCGGAAGAUGAGAGCAAAAGCUCAAGCUCUGAAAACAUGGACUGGAAGGAUUGUUCUGUAGGUGAUCCAUUAGUUAAACAUGGCUGUGAUGAACAAAAGGGAAGUGACGGUGAUGCUUCAGGUCAAACACACUAUCUCACACACGGAGAUUUCAUCACACUUGAUUGUCAGCCCAAAGAUUGUGUCCAACAGAAGCAUUUGGCGUUUGCCACAGAUGGGGAGUGUGAUCAUGAGUAUGUGCUUGUUCAAGAAACAACAGAUUGUUUAGCAGAUGAAGAGGCGGCAGCAGGUAACAGAGCAGUCAAAAGAGAAAAGCUAGUGUGCAGAAGAAAUCCAUAUAGGAUCUUUGAGUACUUACAACUCGGCCUAGAAGAGGCAUUUUUCUUGGUCUAUGCUUUGGGGUGUUUAAAUAUUUACUAUGAGGAGGAGCCUUUAACAAUAUUGAAACUCUGGGAAGCUUUCCAUCUAGUUCAGCCCACAUUCAGAGCGACCUAUAUGGCCUACCACUACUUCCGAAGUAAGGGAUGGGUGCCCAAAGUGGGGCUCAAGUAUGGAACAGACUUCUUGCUCUACCGAAAAGGCCCACCUUUUUACCAUGCAAGUUAUUCUGUCAUUAUUGAGUUGGUUAAUGACAGUUUUGAAGGAUCACUUCGUAGACCUUUCAGCUGGAAGUCCUUGGCCGGGUUAAACAGAAUUACAGCUAAUGUCUCCAAGGAGCUUAUGUUAUGCUACUUGAUUAGACCAUCUAACAUGACUGACAAGGAAAUGGAGUCACCAGAAUGCCUGAAAAGAAUUAAAGUUCAGGAAGUCAUCCUGAAUCGUUGGGUUUCUUCCCGUGAGCGAAGCGACCAAGAGGAAAUUUAACACACAAGCCCCAAAUCCAAAUUCUUGAUUCACUAAUAAGUAUUUACUGAACAACAAUUAUGUGCCCAGUCCUGGGCAAGGUAAAAAUAAUGUCAUGCUCAUUAAUUAAAAAGUAAAAGUACCUGCUCUUUUCUUGGUAAUAUUCCAACAUAAAGGUCAUGUUAGUAUCCUAAAAAUGUAAGCUUUAGAUGGAUGUAGGUAAAAAAGAAUCCUGGAUUCCUAAGAUCCAAAAAUCUAGGUGCUGGGUCUUGUCUCUACACGAAUUUGCUGACUUUGGGCAAGUCAUUUCCCCUCUCCAAACCUCGGAGACCUUCUCUAUCAAAUAGGAGACGCAUCCUCUCUGGAAAAGUCUGUAUUCUGUUAUCUUACUUGGAGCCACAGAAUGUCAGAACUUGAGGCUGCCUUGAAGAAGUUCUCCUGCAGACCUCUCAUUUUACAGAUGAGAAAACUGAGGCCCAGGUAAG
Molecule: messenger RNA, 2147 nt
Organism: Dromiciops gliroides (monito del monte)
Lineage: Eukaryota; Metazoa; Chordata; Mammalia; Microbiotheria; Microbiotheriidae
Gene: TSEN2
Product: tRNA splicing endonuclease subunit 2
Exons: 12
Coding region: 280-1683 (467 amino acids)
Biological process (GO): tRNA-type intron splice site recognition and cleavage; tRNA splicing, via endonucleolytic cleavage and ligation
Cellular component (GO): tRNA-intron endonuclease complex
Molecular function (GO): tRNA-intron lyase activity; nucleic acid binding
Source: RefSeq, a predicted model, not a curated record